AUGAACUAUGACGAGGUAAAUCAUAAUGCUAACCAGAUGGUUAUUUUCAACCUCCUAGCUGCCGGUCCUUACUCCCAAGCUAUCCGCGCCAACGGCCAAAUCUUCGUCUCGGGCCAAAUCCCCGCGGACUCGACGGGCGCCCUGGUCCAAGGCACCAUCGGUGAAUUGACCCAAGCGUGCUGCAACAACAUCGAUGCGAUCCUCAAGGCCGCCGGGUCGGAGGUGUCCAAGAUCGUCAAGGUCAAUGUGUUUCUGACGGACAUGGCCAAUUUCGCCGAGAUGAAUGCGACGUAUGAGAAGUUCUUUGUGCAUAAGCCGGCGAGGAGCUGUGUCGCGGUGCAUCAGUUGCCGAAGGGGGUUUUGGUCGAGAUUGAGUGUAUUGCGUUGGAGUAG
This is a messenger RNA of Penicillium diatomitis, 393 nucleotides long. Its product is annotated as Protein mmf1. The transcript has 2 exons. Bases 1 to 393 code for a protein of 130 amino acids. Gene Ontology annotation, cellular component: mitochondrion; cytosol. NCBI's taxonomy places the organism in Eukaryota, Fungi, Ascomycota, Eurotiomycetes, Eurotiales, Aspergillaceae. The record is from RefSeq and is a predicted model, not a curated record. Gene Ontology annotation, molecular function: deaminase activity.